GGAAGUACUUGUGGGAUUCUCCUCUCGCACCUGCUCAGACCUCUGAUCUGUCGUCCAAGAAUGGCGGCUGCCGCAGCAGGAAUAAACAAGCAGGGAGCCGCAGCGACGAUGGAGCCCUGUAUCCGACACGGGAGGGGAGCUCACGGAGGCUCAGUGAAGGUUCUGGAGUGCGGUGUGUGUGAAGACGUCUUCUCCCUCCAGGGGGACAAGGUCCCCCGUCUGCUGCUCUGCGGACACACGGUGUGCCACGACUGCCUCACCCGGCUGCCCCUCCACGGCCGAGCGGUCCGCUGCCCCUUCGACCGACAGGUUACCGAGCUGGGGGAUUCUGGAGUUUGGGGCCUGAAGAAGAACUUCGCUCUGCUUGAACUCCUGGAGCGACUCCAGAAUGGAGCGAGCAGCCAGUCGGGCACGGCGGAGGGCGCCCUGAAAGGCAUGGGAGAAUGCGUCAUCCGGUGCGACGAGGACGAGAGCCACACGGCCUCCAUGUACUGCACGGUGUGCGCCACCCACCUGUGCGCCGAGUGCUCCCAGCUCACCCACUCCACCCGCACGCUCGCCAAACACCGGCAGGUGCCGCUGGCCGACAAGCCGCACGAGAAGACCCUGUGCCCGCAGCACCAGGUCCACGCCAUCGAGUUCGUCUGCCUGGAGGAGGCGUGUCAGUCGGGGCCCCUCAUGUGCUGCGUGUGCAAGGAGUACGGCAAGCACCAGGGACAUAAGCACGCGGUCCUCGAGAACGAAGCGAAUCAGAUCCGCGCCUCCAUCCUGGACAUGGCCCACUGCAUCCGCACCUUCACGGACGAAGUGUCCGAGUACUCGAGGAAGCUGGUGGGCAUCGUGCAGCAGAUCGAGGGCGGCGAGCUGAUCGUGGAGGACGGCAUCGGCAUGGAGCACACCGAGCAUGUGGCCGGCACGGCGGAGAGCGCGCGGUCUUGCGUCCGGACGUACUUCGCCGACCUCCACGAGACCCUGUGCCGGCAGGAGGAGAUGGCGCUGAGCGUGGUGGACGCUCGCGUCCGGGAGCGGCUGAUCUGGCUGCGGCAGCAGCAGGAGGACAUGACCAUCCUGCUGUCGCAGGUCGCCACCGCCUGCAUGCACUGCGAGAAGACGCUGCAGCAGGACGACUGCAGAGUUGUGCUGGCGAAGCAGGAGAUCAACUGUCUGCUGGAGACGCUUCAGAAGCAGCAGCACCAGUUCACGGAGCUGGCGGAUCACAUCCAGCUGGACGCCGGCAUCCCCGUCACCUUCACCAAAGACAACCGGGUCCACAUCGGUCCGAAGAUGGAGAUCCGCGUCGUGACUCUCGGGCUGGACGGAGCGGGGAAAACCACCAUCCUGUUCAAGCUGAAACAAGACGAGUUCAUGCAGCCCAUCCCGACCAUCGGAUUCAAUGUGGAGACCGUUGAAUAUAAGAAUUUGAAAUUCACCAUCUGGGACGUGGGUGGAAAACAUAAGCUCCGCCCCCUCUGGAAACACUAUUAUCUGAACACCCAAGCGGUGGUGUUUGUGAUUGACAGCUGCCACAGGGACCGCCUCAUGGAGGCUCACAGCGAGCUGGCCAAACUGCUGACGGAGAAGGAGCUGAGAGACGCCUUGUUGCUCAUCUUUGCAAACAAACAGGAUGUUUCCGGCGUGGUGUCCGUGGAGGAGAUGACGGAGCUGAUGAGCCUCCACAAGCUGUGCUGUGGGCGGAGCUGGCACAUCCAGGGCUGCGACGCCCGCAGCGGGAUGGGCCUCCACGAGGGGCUGGACUGGCUCUCCAGGCAGCUGGUGGCCGCCGGCGUCCUGGACGUCGCCUAAACUUCGUCAACGACCCCUUCGAGCCCGACUCGGCGCCAGCUUCUUCUCUUUUUAAGACCGUGGGCUUUAAGCCCCAUCUUUUCUUUCUUUGUGCACCAAUGAGAGCAGAAAGAUCAAAGAUGUAAAUACUUUCUGUUGCGACACUGAAUCUGAACAAAGGAAAACUACAACAAAAACUACAAAUAAAGAUUCAAAAUCUGAGCUCAAAACAACCUCCCUUCACAUCCGAGGCAGCUUAACUCAUCGGCUCACUUUUCCUUUUCCUUUAACCUUUUUUUCCGAGACAUCUGGCGUCUAUAGCUAGCCGGUCCAGUAAAGCCUUCAUCAUAACCAUAACUAAACGCAGAGUCAUCCUCGUGUAGAGCGAGCACCAUUUAUGUACCUUCUGUUGAUUCAGCAUACUUAACACGUCCUAUAAUCAUAUGAAAUAACCACCGUGAAGCUGCGUGUAUUUUGCAGAGACGGGAAGAAUGUUCACUAAACCCAGGCGGCUAAAAAAAGAAUAAUUCUUCAGAACAUUCUGAUUUUGGCGUCGCCUACAUCCGACGUAAGAGACGGCAGUCGAUGAUUCACGGGCUGUUUAAGUUGUGCGUCUCUUUUUUGUUGUGACCUAUAUAAACUUAUGUAAUGCCACAGCUGGUCUUGAAAUGGCACGCCAGUGUUUUCUGUCACAGAACAAACGGUUUACUGAACUUAUUUAUGAGCGGGGCUGUUUAAUUUUCCUUUUAUGCACCGAUUAUGCCUCCCAUCUUUUUUUUGUGGAGCCUCGAAUGCACUCAUCGCCGCCUCACUUCACCUUUCAAUUUAGGAGCAGAUAAACUACCUGCUGUUUCCGAGGAGACUGAGGAUUAAGCUUGCUGCAAAAACAUAAAUUAUAUAUAUUCUAUUCCCAAUUGAUCUCCCGUGUCCCGUUUGUUUGCAGUGUUUCGGAGAUGUUACACCUUGAAUCAGCCUUCAGUAAUUAAUGUGAAACUUUAAGCCUCGACACUGACACUUGUUAUUAAUGAUCCAUGAUUUGACUUUAAUUUCAUCUUUAUUCAUUGCUAUGUAAUGUUUACUACACGUAUAAAAAUACUAAUUAAAACAAAAAAACAUGCAUGUGUGAAAAAGCCUUUCCACAAAGUUUGCGAAGACAUUUCCGUGUUUUUUGAAACGUAGAAGCACAACGCGCAUCGAACCCUUUGUCACCAGUGACUUGAUAGCGGCUUUUGUAAAUUAUUCACAAUGUUGUUGUUGUCAAAUAAACAAACUGGCCGUGUA
Molecule: messenger RNA, 3063 nt
Organism: Pseudoliparis swirei
Lineage: Eukaryota; Metazoa; Chordata; Actinopteri; Perciformes; Liparidae
Gene: trim23
Product: tripartite motif containing 23
Exons: 11
Coding region: 61-1803 (580 amino acids)
Biological process (GO): vesicle-mediated transport; intracellular protein transport
Cellular component (GO): cytoplasm; lysosomal membrane; plasma membrane
Molecular function (GO): GTPase activity; zinc ion binding; GTP binding
Source: RefSeq, a predicted model, not a curated record